ACAAAAAAAUCCCAUUUAACAAAAAAAUCCCGGGAGCAUCGCUAGGCAAAGAUGCAGCACUGAGCGCUCGCCAUCCAGCCCUCCCGCGCCAUUCCCGUGCGGAUUUGUCCGCCCUCCGCUCCCUCCCAGGCCAUGCUCCGGCGCACGGCCCCAACCUCCGUGCGCUCCGGCGAGGGAAAGCUUCGCUUCGCCGCCGGCGCAAGCCAUCGGGGGCGCAGGCCCCCGCCCCUAGGACCCAGCCCGGAGCGCUCCGACGAGGGCCGCCGCCCCGAGGACCCAGCCCCGGCGCGCUCCGACGAGGGCGAGCUUCGCCGCGGGCGUGGGCCGCCGCUGCGAGGACCCUGCCUUGCUUCGCCGUCGCGCCACCCUAGCCCUCGUCGGCGGCUGCAUGCUCGGAGGUCGCGCUCGGAUUUGGCCGCCCACCGCCGGAUCUGGCCGUGGUCACCCAGCUGCCGCUCCCACCUGGCCGGAUUUGGCCGCUCGCCGCCUUCAGAGCUGAGCUAGGAAAAUUGCAGUGGAGGAGCUGAGGUGCAUGGAAGAAUGGCACUAGACCAUCUCAUGAACGUCUGAUGUGUGUGGUUGUUUGUGUGUGGGGGUAAACUGAAUGAUCUAAGUCUGAUGUGUGUGGUUGUUUGUGUGUGGGGGUAAACUGAAUGAUCUAAAUCUUUUGACAUGCCAAGUUGAUGUAAUUUGUGACAUGUUAACAUCUUUUGACAUGUCAAAUUGAUAUAAUUUGUGACAUGCUGUCAAUUAUCCUA
Panicum virgatum (switchgrass) is the source of this 758-nucleotide messenger RNA. RefSeq lists its product as uncharacterized. The coding region runs from base 133 to 504 and encodes 123 amino acids. The transcript has 2 exons. Lineage: Eukaryota; Viridiplantae; Streptophyta; Magnoliopsida; Poales; Poaceae. The record is from RefSeq and is a predicted model, not a curated record.